AUGUCGUCCAUCGUGAAAGAGAUUGCCCUCGUCACCGGGGCGAACAGCGGUAUAGGUUUCGAGAUCGCUCACCAACUUCUCCUGAGGGGGAAAUACCAUGUUCUUCUCGGCUCUCGCUCUACCACCAAAGGGUCUGCCGCCCUAGAAGACCUGCAAGCACGCAAGCUAUCGGGCAGCAUCGAGCUCGUGCAUCUCGACAUGCAGAACGACGACCACAUUGAGCAGACCACGAAGCUUAUCGAAGAAAAGCACGGGAGGCUUGACAUUCUGUUCAACAAUGCCGCAGUCGCCUUACCGGAAGGUUUGACGGAGCGUGAACGCUUGGCUACAGCCUUCGACGUAAAUGCAACCGGGCCAUGGCUUCUUGCGAACGCGGUCGUCCUGUUACUCAAAAAAAGUGCGAAUCCGCGGAUCAUCAACAUAUCCUCGGGUGCAGGGUCGAUCGGUCGCCGUCUCACCUCAGAAAGCCCAAUGUACAAGAUACAGGCCGUUCCGUAUCGCGCUAGCAAGGUCGCUUUCAAUAUGCUUAGUGCGUGCCUAUAUGUGGAGUACGGACUGGGAAUCGAGCAGGUGGACUUUACGGGUAUCAAGAGGAACGACGUCGAGGCCAGAAACGAGGAAAACAGUCCGAAAAUGAAGGUAUUUUGCUAUGACCCGGGUUUUACGGCCUCUAACCUGGGCCCGCACAAUAAAGAAGAGUUUGGUGCGAGGAGUGCACAGGAGACGGUGAAGAAUAUCAUGGAACUUGUCGACGGGAAAAGAGACGAAGAGUGUGGCAAAUUUAUCCAUAAUACCGGAGGAUACCCAUGGUAG
Molecule: messenger RNA, 813 nt
Organism: Alternaria arborescens
Lineage: Eukaryota; Fungi; Ascomycota; Dothideomycetes; Pleosporales; Pleosporaceae
Exons: 1
Coding region: 1-813 (270 amino acids)
Source: RefSeq, a predicted model, not a curated record